GGCGAGUGACUGCUGCUGCAGUUUCUUGUCGCGAGCGCUCAGUGCACGGUGUGGAAAUUCCGAACCACAUCGGCAUGAAGCUGCACGCACACACCGCACGCGAAUCGCCACGCCACCCGUGAACGGUAAGGCGUCUCCGUAGGGCAGCGGAUUUACACCCGUUUUAGCGGAGGGGGGAUUAAGAUCCAGCGCGAUCCAGAGGGAGAAGUUUGCUCACUGCGUCGGGUGGAGGAGGUGAACGGGACACCAGCAGCGAGCAUGGCGGAGAGAAGUGGCCGGUUGAGCUUCCCCGGCAGCGGGGCGCUGAACAGACCGGUUCCUAUGAACCUGUUCGCCACCUGGGAGAUAGACGGCUCGUCUCCCAACUGCAUUCCCAGGUUGUGUAGUCUGACUUUGAAGAAGCUGGUUGUGAUGAAGGAACUUGACAAAGAGCUGAUUUCUGUUGUCAUUGCAGUCAAGAUUCAGGGCUCCAAGCGAAUCCUGCGCUCUCAUGAGAUAGUGCUGCCCCCUGCUGGAGGGGUGGAGACUGAUCUCGCUCUCACAUUCUCCCUACAGUACCCUCAUUUUCUGAAGCGCGAGGGAAAUAAGUUGCAAAUCCUGCUUCAGAGGAGGAAGAGGUACAAAAACAGAACAAUUUUGGGUUACAAGACGUUGGCUGCUGGUUCUAUAGACAUGGCAGAGGUGAUGCAGCAUCCUGCAGAAGGAGGGCAGGUCUUGGCUCUGUGCAGUAAUCAGAAGGAGCUUCUGGGUAAAGUUGCUGAGAUUUGGAUCUAUUCCCUGUCCAGUCAGCCGAUAGACCAUGAAGAGGCGGCCAUUCUGGGACAGAAAAUCAAAUGUUCUGAUAAUUACUCAGAAGAAGAGUAUGAAAGCUUCUCGUCAGAACAGGAGGCCAGUGAUGACGCAGCACAAGGACAGGAUCUUGAGGAUGACGAAUACGAGAUAAGGAAGCCCAAAAAGCAGAGGAGGUCAAUAGUCCGAACGGCGUCAAUCACCAGGCAGCAGAACUUUAAGCAGCGUGUGGUGGCGUUGCUCAAACGGUUCAGAGUUUCUGAAGAGGUGUUGGACUCGGAGCAGGACCCAGCCGAGCCGCCUCCAGAGGUAGAGGAAGAUCUGGAUCUAGAGAGUCUGGAGUUUGAGAAUCCGAGUGACAGUGGACCGGAUCUGGAUGAUGAUGAAAGUGUUCUCAGCACCCCAAAACCCAAACUCAAGCCAUAUUUCGAAGGAAUUUCUCUAUCCAGCUCUCAGACAGAAAUUGGCAGCAUUCACAGCAUUAGGAGUCACAGAGAGCCGCCCAGUCCAAUGGAUCCUGAUAAAAUAAGGGCUGGAGGUGGGAAGUUUCAGAUGGAUAAUGAAUCUGAUCAUAUUUCUAUGGGUCAUCCUGAGGUUGUGACCCCUACCACAGAAUUGGAGAUGAUGGACAACUUGGACACUUUCAUGGAGAGAUUGCCUCCAAUUGGCCGGAUGACGAAAACGGAGUCACUCAUCAUUCCAUCCAACCGGGUGGAGCCAAAGUUGGCAGGGCGACGGGGGCGGAGCACAUCACUUAAAGAGAGGCAGCCCAGUCGACCGCCCAACGAGAGAGCCAACAGCCUGGACAACGAGCGCUCUCUUGAGACACGCUGCCACCUACAGAUUCCACGUAAAACUGUUUACGACCAGUUGAACCACAUCCUGGUGUCAGACAGCUAUCUCCCCGACAGCAUCAUCCUCAUCAACACCUCAGACUGGCAGGGCCAGUAUGUAUCUGAGGUGUUACAGAAUCACGGUCUUCCUGUUGUGUGUACAUAUACCAUGGCUGACGUACAGGCAGCGUUCAGCACCAUCAUCGCUCGCAUACAGAGAUUUUGUAACAGUAACUCAGUCACACCGACUCCAGUGCGGAUCGGAGUAGCAGGAGCUCAGCAUUACCUGUCUGCCGUUUUGCGUUUGUUUGUGGAUCACUUGACUCAUAAAACCCCCGACUGGCUCGGAUACCUGCGAUUUCUCAUCAUCCCUCUCGGGGUUCAUCCAGUGGCUAAAUAUCUGGCCAGUAUAGACUACAGAUAUAACAGUCUGUUCCAGGACUCGGCAUGGAGAGAUCUUUUCCACAAACCAGAAGCACCAUCCUCAGCAGUUCAGGACAGUCCAGAUAUUGUUUCCAGAGUGACACAGUACAUGUUGGGAGCAAAUGGAGCUCAUCAGUUGCCCAUAGCAGAGGCCAUGCUCACCUACAAGCAGAAAAGGAAAAAGAGCUUUCAUUUUGAUUUUGCACUAAGUCCUGAUGAAGACUCAAGCCAGAAAUUUAUCCCUUUUAUUGGGGUGGUGAAAGUGGGGAUUGUUGAACAAACUUCUGCCACAUCUGGCGAUUCAGAUGACGCUGCUCCUGUGGGAUCUGCUCUUCUCUCCUCUACUCCUCCUGCACAGAUCUCUCCAUUACUGAAAGAGGCAUCUCCAACGCCUCCCUCUUCUCCCUCUGUACACUUGUUCAGUUCUCCUGGAGGGGGCCAGGGGGAGCUGAUGGGUCUUCAGGUUGAUUAUUGGAUUGCUCCGUCAGAAAGGAAGAAAGAAGUGGAGAAGAGAGAUUCCUCUGGCAAAAACACGCUGAAGUGCACCUUCCGCUCGCUGCAGGUUAGCCGCCUCCCACUGGGCGGAGCAGAGAUUACACAUCAGCCGACCAUGUCCAUGACUGUUGUCACCAAAGAGAAAAAUAAAAAGGUGAUGUUUCUGCCUAAAAAGACCAAGGAUAAGGAGGCGGAGUCUAAGAGCCAGGUGAUAGAGGGCAUAAGUCGGCUCAUCUGCACAGCCAAACACCAGCAGACCAUGCUGAAAGGUGAUCAGCCAAUCACAAUUCAUCAAAUGUUGAUAGAUGGAGUUGAAUGGAACGAUGUGAAGUUUUUCCAGCUGGCGGCUCAGUGGUCAUCUCACGUCAAACACUUCCCACUUGCCGUCUUCGGACCCUCCAAAGGGCCUUACUGAACUUCAGCCUCACAUCUUCACUCCUCUAUGCUACGGCUGCCUUUACUCUCAGUGCUGCCUGAUGUUUUUAUUUCAAAUAUCUGCUUUUUUCACGGUUUGUGUCUGGUUUUUCUUUUUUUUCUUUUUUUUUUGACAUUUGAUUGUUCUUUUAUGAAAGAGUUGAUGUAGUCUUGGAAACAGGGCAUAUUUUUUUAUUACUUAUAUGUUGAGCUUUUAAAUCCCUCCAGUGGUUAUAGUUAAAUGACUAAUGUACUGAAUCUUUAAAACUGAUUUAACUCCGUAACUAGUGAGUUUUGUGUCAUUCUGUAAAGCUGUAUCCACACAUUUCAGCAUCAUUUCAGCAGCCAACACACUUGUGGGAGAGCAAACCAGCAAAAAGGAGAAAGGAACGGUGCUUUUGAUUUAUUAAAAAGACAUACUCUGGACUGGACUCUGCUUUGGAUGGAUUUUCCAUGUGGCUUAGUCCCGAAGACGGCUGAAGCAUUUCAUCCCUCUCUCUCACUCUAUAACCUCAGCGAGGUCAGAAAGUCUCCCGAAGGUUAAUUGUGUCUCUCUCUCUGUGU
Rhinichthys klamathensis goyatoka is the source of this 3518-nucleotide messenger RNA. It is a transcript of the gene pacs2, whose product is annotated as phosphofurin acidic cluster sorting protein 2. The transcript has 25 exons. The coding region runs from base 259 to 2955 and encodes 898 amino acids. NCBI's taxonomy places the organism in Eukaryota, Metazoa, Chordata, Actinopteri, Cypriniformes, Leuciscidae. Gene Ontology annotation, molecular function: transmembrane transporter binding. The record is from RefSeq and is a predicted model, not a curated record. Gene Ontology annotation, biological process: protein localization to plasma membrane.